UUGUUUGGUUGUCUCUUUUUUUUCUUUGAAAAAAAGAAAGGCGAGUCUUCUUCUAAAAGCAGAAAGCUACAGUGAAUCCACUAGCUUCCCUGGUAAACUGUUUUAAUAUUUAUGUGCCCUCUAUCCCAAGAAGUGGCAUCUGAAUUCAGGGUUACAUUUCUGUAAUGUCUAUACCCAGCUCCAUGAGUGUUUUGGCUUUGUCAGGGAGGAUGGAAAGCUGCUCGCUGUCAGAGUUUGUUCCUGUGCAAGUAUUUGUAGGCAGCAGUCAAGGCACCUCUCAACUUUCUGUUCAAUAUGCUGCACUAACCGAGCUCCUUAAGCCUCCCACUUAAAAGUUCAUUUUAUUUUUUCUUCCCCAUCCUUGGAUCUCUUUCUACAAGCCUUCUUUGAGCUCUACCCAGUACUCCCACGCCUUUCCUGAACAGGACUGUGUGUAACAGUUGCCUGGUUGUCUUACCUGUGCUCUACACAUUGUUUCCUCACUUCUGCCCAGUAGUCCCUUUUUAUACCCCUGGGGAUUAUGUUGGUGCUUCUAGCCCCACCAGCAAUGCUUCCAGCUCUAACUGAAGCAGUGACCGAGGACAUGUCUGUGACCUUUCCAAGCAGAGCCUUCCAUCCCGGAGGUACUCCACAUCUGCAUUCUCCAAACUAAGCAAAGUAGGGAUCCGGCAUCCUCCACCUCUUCCUUUCAUUGGAAACCUGCUCUUUUUCAGUGAGGGUUUUUGGGAAAAUCACACAAAACUCAUAACGGAGUAUGGACCUGUUUGUGGGUAUUACAUUGGUCGCCAAAUGUUUGUGGUGGUCUCCACACCAGAGAUGAUCAAGCAAAUCUUAGUGACAGAUUUCAGUAACUUCACCAACAGAACUAAGCCGAACUUGAUUUCCAAGCCAAUGCUUGACAGCAUCCUUUGUCUUCGUGAUGACAGAUGGAAGCAUGUCCGGAGCCUCCUGACCCCAGCCUUCAGCAAUACUAAACUGAAAGAGAUGACACCGCUAAUAAACCAGGCCUGUGAUGUCCUGCUGUGUAACUUGAAAGUCUAUGCAGACUCUGGCAAAGCUUUUGAUAUCCAGAGGUGUUACAACUGCUUUACCUUGGAUGUCGUUGGUAGUGUAGCUUUUGGUACUGAGGUGGAUUCUCAGAAGAAUCCCGAUGACCCCUUCGUUAAGAAUUGCAGAACAUUCUUUCAAAUGUCUUUGUUUAAGCCUCUCCUCAUUCUAAUCCUUUCUUUCCCAUUCAUUAUGAUCCCAUUGCUUCGGAUUUUGCCAAACAAGAAACAAAAGGAACUGAAUGGAUUUUUUAUCCAAACCAUAAAAAAUGCAAUUGUCUUGAGACAACAGCAAGAUGCAGCUGAGAGGCGCAGAGAUUUUCUCCAGUGGAUGCUCGACUCCCGCGACUCAGCUGACUCCCUGGCAGCCGGGUGUUUGGAUGUGAUGAAUCCAUCUGCCGCUUCCAGACAGAACGAGGUGCCUCUUGCUGGCAGGGCCCCAUCUGAAAAGGUUCAGAAGACAUUAACAGAGGAUGAGAUAGCAGGCCAAGCUUUCCUGUUCCUGGUUGCUGGGUACGAGACCACCACUAGCACACUGUCCUUUGCCACGUACUUGCUAGCCACCAACCCAGAGUGCCAGGAGAAGGUACUUCAGGAGGUUGAUGAGUUCUCAGCAAAACACAUGGUCCCUGAUUACCAAAAUGUACAAGAACUCCCUUAUCUGGACAUGGUGAUUGCAGAGACAUUGCGCAUGUACCCACCUGCAUUCAGGUUCACUCGGGAAACAGCUAAAGACUGCAUGGUGCUGGGGCAGCAUAUUCCAGCUGGGGCUGUCAUUGAAACUGCAGUUGGACAUCUCCACCACAACCCUGAAUUCUGGCCAGAGCCUGAGAAGUUCAUUCCUGAGAGGUUUACAGAGGAGGCCAAGAAGGAACGACAUCCCUUUGCAUACCUGCCCUUUGGGGCAGGACCUCGUGGCUGCAUUGGCAUGAAAAUGGGUUUGCUGGAGAUAAAAAUGACUCUGUUGAGGAUUUUGCAGAAGUUUCAAUUUAAGACCUGCCCAGAGACUGAGAUUCCUUUGCAGCUGAAAUCAAAAGCCACACUUGGACCAAAAAACGGAAUCUACGUUAUGCUAGAAUCUCGCUAAAAGAAAACGUACAUCCUGAAGCCUCCUGUGAUGGGACCCCUUGUUCAGUGAUUCACUGGGUAUAAUUAUUUUUCAAAACCCCAAAGCCAGGUAGGAGCCUAAGUCCCACUGAUGGUCAGUAGGUGCUGCCUCGCUGCCCUCCUAUGGGAGAGCCUCCAGUCACUUUUUUAAAUGAAACAUGGGCUCCACAGUCUUUUUGGUGAUUUUCAAAUUGCUGUGAAUAGUAUCUGUAAAGAAGCAUCCCACUUUCACUUGCUUUUCUACAUUACACUUCCUUUCACUCAUCUUUGAGAAUGCUUUCUGCGUGUUCAAGUUCAAUAAAUGGAGCAGGUGUUAAGCAUA
This is a messenger RNA of Harpia harpyja (harpy eagle), 2475 nucleotides long. RefSeq names its product thromboxane A synthase 1 (gene TBXAS1). Gene Ontology annotation, molecular function: oxidoreductase activity, acting on paired donors, with incorporation or reduction of molecular oxygen; heme binding; iron ion binding. NCBI's taxonomy places the organism in Eukaryota, Metazoa, Chordata, Aves, Accipitriformes, Accipitridae. The coding region runs from base 790 to 2133 and encodes 447 amino acids. The transcript is spliced from 13 exons. The record is from RefSeq and is a predicted model, not a curated record.